Messenger RNA from Cannabis sativa, 1030 nucleotides. RefSeq lists its product as uncharacterized. The record is from RefSeq and is a predicted model, not a curated record. The transcript has 5 exons. Bases 192 to 836 code for a protein of 214 amino acids. NCBI's taxonomy places the organism in Eukaryota, Viridiplantae, Streptophyta, Magnoliopsida, Rosales, Cannabaceae.
UAGUAGUAUUAUAAGAGUAAAAAAAGCAUAAAAAGAUUUUUUAAAAGGAAUGUGGGACCCAACAAUUUAGCCAACUGAGAAAAAUAGUGUGUGGACAGAGUGUGAAGCUGAAGAAGGCUUCAUUCACCAAUCUCAUCUAUUAUCUCCAUACAAAGUCAUAAUAAUAUUAACAGAAGAAGAAGAAGAAGAAGAUGAUGAACUCAGUCACUGUUCCAAGGAUGAUGCCCACUACCCUUUUCCAUGGAAGAACCACCAUAUUAUGUCAAAGGGGGGCAGUUUCUUUAAUGGGUAUUUCUCCUCUUCCACUCAUACUCCUCCAAAACAAGCUCACACCUUUUGUUAAAGGAAAACUAAUAACACAGAGCUUGUAUAGAGACAAAGAAUCAUCUUUUCAGGGAAGAGGGUACAAAAGCAUAUCGAAAAGAGUAGUGUUUACCAUUCCCAAAUGUUCUUCAAACUCCAACAACAAUCAAAAUGACUCCUCUAAUAAGGCAAAGACACCUUUCGGAUACUCUAGAAAAGAUGUUCUAUUGAUUGGGGUUGGAGUAACUGCUCUUGGCAUUGGCUUGAAAAGCGGUUUAGAGUUUGUUGGAGUUGAUCCUUUACAGGCAGGAAAUGUAGUUCAGUUGGUUCUGGUUUUAGGACUUACUAUUGGAUGGAUUUCGACGUAUAUUUUUCGAGUUUCGAAUAAGGAAAUGACUUAUGCUCAACAAUUACGCGAUUACGAAAGUAAAGUCAUGGAGAAGCGAUUACAGGGUCUGACUGAAGCAGAACUCGAGGCAUUGCUCGAACAAGUUGAGGAAGAGAAACGCCUAGCUAGCGGUGAACAAAGUUAAAUUUCUCUAGUCAUUUUUAUACAACACAUCGAGACCAUUAUCGGUCUUUGAAGCUUUAGUACCACUGUAUAGAGUACUGACUGAACAAAAAAAAGAUGACUAGAAUAAUGUAACAUAAUUUCUGGUAUAUUCUUUACAAAUGCAAAUAACUGAAAAGGGUCAGAGAUAAUAUAUUAAAGUCACAAGUUUUAAAA